AACCUAAAUCUCUCCGCCUAGAAGGAAACGUCUCAGUUAACUAGCUCUCCUCUCUGAGUCUCUCUCCGGCGACGAUUUUGCUUGAACUCCAUUUUAUUUUAUUCAGUUAAAUUGUUGUUCGGAACAAUAUAAGAGAAGGGUUUAUUGAUCUCAUACAAAAAGUUUUCUUUUUUUGUAAUGGAGCCUGUAACUUUAGUGGUUGAUAAACUAAAGGGUUUUGCAAAAUCAAGUGAAGAUUUCUUGACGGGCAUCCGCCAUUGGAAUGACAAGCCUAAAAGUCGCAAUCCGAUUGAAAUCUUGAAACGUUUGCAGAGAGAAGCAUUUUCGGACCUUAUGAAACUGAGAGAUAGACAGGAUAAAGUUGAACGGGUGCUUUCUUUUUAUAAAGCUACGAAGGGCCAAGAAGUCAACACUCGUGUAAGAGGAGAGGUAGAUGUAGUGGGGUCGUUACUAUUUUUGGAAAAUGCAGAUCAACAAACCUGUGAUUCACUUGAUAAAGCAGGAAUGCAGACAGGAGUUGGUUCUAGGUUCACUUUUGAAACAAUCGUCAGGGAAAAGGAUGCACUUAUGGUAGAGUUCACGGCAACUCAGAAUGGCUAUAGUGGUGAUGUUGUUGGGAGCCCACUUUCACUUUCAAAAGUCAUGUAUUCAGCGAAUGUUAGUGAUUGGUUAUCGGCAGUUGUAAUUCCAGUGGGAGCGCAGUGCAAAGAUAUUGCAUCUGCUUCAAAUGUAUUGCAGCAGGAACGGAGCCUGACAGACUAUUCUUUCUUCGGGUCACCAAAUAUGAGUCAACUUCAUAAUGUAGGCGCUGGGGCUGGUGCUGGUGCUGGUGCUAUUGUGAAGAGUUCAAACAUAACUGCCACACUGGCUGGGAUCAUUUCUAGUGGGAUGCAGCAGGAGCAGCUAAAUUCUGUGGGUAUUAAGCGUUGCUUCAGUACUUUGGGGCAGAUUUUGUGUCAAAUAUCGAAGGGAACAAAGCUCACUCUAAUUGGUGUUCACAAUAAACUUAUCAGACCAAGUCAACAACAAGAUAUUCAGCUUAAUAGAUUUACGGUUCCAUUUGGUAGUUUGAGAAAAAUGAACGUGGGCCCCACUUAUGCCUCAACUUCAUCUCCUUUGGCUGACAACUUGACAAGGAAGGCUAAUGCAGAAGAAGAGCUAGAGGGGAAUAAUUCAGGUGGUGGAUCAAUUGCAGUCAUGGUAGACUCGGAACUUGAUGAGAACACAAGAAUUGGAAGUUGGUUUGAGAUGCAGAACUCAACUCCAGCGCAUAUGAGAUGGGGUUUUACAAUGUUUGAUAACCUUGAAGCAGAAGAAGGUGAAUCAUCAGUAGGAUGGGGACUGGGUGUCGGCGGAAGUGGAAACAUCGGAUCCAAAAAAAGUCAAGGAGGAGACUUGUCCUCUGCAUGGGAUCAUCAUUUUCAGGUGGAAGCUUUCUUGAAGAUGAAUAUGGCUAUUGGGGGUAAUAAGAAAUUCAGCUUGCAGCCUGGUCUUGUUUAUGUGAUGGAUGGAACGACUCGUCUUCCUGCCUUGAUGCUACGGUCGAAUUGGUCGCUGUGAAUAUGAAUAUUGAUGGACUCCGCAGAUCCAUUAUACUGCUAGUAGUACUGUUCUUAUUAAAACUGCUUUGUAAAGUCAGAAAAAUAAUACUAGUAAUAGAUGGAAGAGUGCUUUUAGAUUCCCUUACCAAUGCUAUCAAGUUUCUCUGUAGAAA
Papaver somniferum (opium poppy) is the source of this 1714-nucleotide messenger RNA. RefSeq lists its product as uncharacterized. The coding region runs from base 178 to 1560 and encodes 460 amino acids. The record is from RefSeq and is a predicted model, not a curated record. The transcript is spliced from 3 exons. Lineage: Eukaryota; Viridiplantae; Streptophyta; Magnoliopsida; Ranunculales; Papaveraceae.